Batrachochytrium dendrobatidis JAM81 is the source of this 2043-nucleotide messenger RNA. RefSeq lists its product as uncharacterized. Gene Ontology annotation, cellular component: cytosol; alpha,alpha-trehalose-phosphate synthase complex (UDP-forming). Lineage: Eukaryota; Fungi; Chytridiomycota; Chytridiomycetes; Rhizophydiales. The record is from RefSeq and is a predicted model, not a curated record. The transcript has 5 exons. Gene Ontology annotation, biological process: trehalose biosynthetic process. Gene Ontology annotation, molecular function: trehalose-phosphatase activity. Bases 1 to 2043 code for a protein of 680 amino acids.
AUGCUAUGGUCUUUACAAAGCUGUGUUCCUGUUUUGUUGGAUGAUAAUGUGGCUACCAAUCACUACAAGGGUUAUUGCAAGUUGGAUCUCUGGCCAUUGUUUCAUUAUAUUCCUUGGGACGAUACAAAAAGUACAAGAGAAGGUACUCGCAGCUGGCCUGAUUAUGUCACUGUGAAUGAGCAAUUUGCAGAAACUAUUAUUCAGAUUUAUCAGCCAGGAGAUAUCAUUUGGGUUCAUGACUACCAUUUGCUGCUGGUUCCAUCGAUGAUCCGCAAGGCUUUACCAACUGCUAUCAUUGGGUUUUUUUUGCAUACACCUUUUCCCUCGUCUGAAAUAUUCAGGAGUCUGCCACGACGAAAGGAAAUUCUUUCUGGCCUGCUUGGAUCUAAUUUAAUUGGUUUCCAGACUUAUGCACAUGCCAGACACUUUAAUAGCAGCUGUAUUCGUGUUUUAGGCUGCGAAUCCUCUCCCACUGGUGUAGAGUUUCAUGGAUUCACGGUUUCAAUUGGAAUCUUUCCUAUUGGCAUCGAUGUUCAAAGAGUUCAAGCACUUUGUCGCAAGGAUUCUGUCUCGCAAAAAGCCAAAUCCAUUCGUGACUUAUUUCCUGGAAAACGCAUCAUCAUGGGUCGUGACAAGUUUGACCACAUCAAAGGCAUACUUCACAAACUACACUCGUUUGAAAAGUUUCUUCAAUUAUUCCCCGAAUGGCAUAACAAGGUCACAUUGAUUCAAAUUACCAGUCCACCUCAUCGGUCUUCCCCAAGUUUUGCAUCCAAGAUCUCGGAAACUAUUUCAAGGAUCAAUGGCACAUAUGGGUCAUUGGAGUACGCUCCUGUCCAUCAUUAUCACCAAAUUUUGGAUGAGGAUGAAUAUUACGCUUUGUUGAAUAUUGCUGAUAUGUCUUUGAUUACGAGUUUAAGAGAUGGUAUGAAUACCAGCUCACAUGAAUUUGUCGUGUGUCAGCAUGAGCAAAAAGCCCCUUUGAUUUUGAGCGAGUUUACUGGUACUGCUGGAUCCAUGAGUGGAGCCUAUCUGGUGAAUCCAUGGGACCACUUGGGUGUUGCAAAUGCAAUCAACGAUGCCUUGCUAUUGUCAAUAGAAGAUCGGGCCAUCAAACACAAGCAACUCUAUGAUCAUGUUACACGACAUACGGCACAGUUUUGGGCAAGUAGUUUUAUCAAGGAACUCUGUAGUAUUUCACAAGGCACCACGCAACAAACACCAACGCCUAUAGUUGAUACACCACGCAUCAUCAACAGUUACACCCAUGCUCAACGCCGGUUACUCAUGUUUGAUUAUGAUGGUACAUUAACUCCAAUCAAAAAAGUUCCAAAUGCGGCACUACCUCCACCCGACAUGCUUAAAGCAAUGCAGAUUCUUGUCCAGGAUCCUAAAAAUGUCGUUUUUGUGAUUUCUGGUCGAGAUCAAGCUUGUUUGGAUACAUGGUUAGGUCAUAUUGACAAUUUGGGUCUUAGUGCCGAGCAUGGUUCAUUCAUCAAAUAUCCAGGUGGAAAGUGGAUCAAUUUAGCAACAGAAAUUGAUUUAAAUUGGAAAGCACCUGUGGCAGAGAUUUUCAACUUUUUCACUGAACGAACUCUGGGAUCAUUUGUGGAGCAUAAACGAUACGCUAUAACAUGGCAUUAUAGAUUGGCAGAUCCGGACUACGGUACUUUUCAAGCCAAAGAAUGUCAAAUGCAUCUUGAAAAUGCCAUUUUAUCCAAACUUCCUGUUGAAAUCCUUCUUGGAAAGAAAAAUCUUGAAGUGCGACCCAUAUCCAUGAACAAAGGAGAGAUUGUCAAACGAUUGGUACAGCAGCAAUUGCAGAAUCAGCCUCCAUGCGAUUUUGUAUACUGUGUUGGAGACGAUCGUACCGACGAAGAUAUGUUCAAGGCAUUAAAGAAGAGCGAGUUGAAUGAGGAUACUUACUUUACCUGUACAAUUGGUUCUGCUACAAAGCACACUCAUGCUCAGUGGCAUGUGAAUGCACCACAAGAUGUGAUUGAUUUGAUUGGAACCAUGGCAGAUGUAAGCCUUAAAAACUGA